Molecule: messenger RNA, 1671 nt
Organism: Penicillium cataractarum
Lineage: Eukaryota; Fungi; Ascomycota; Eurotiomycetes; Eurotiales; Aspergillaceae
Product: CocE/NonD family hydrolase
Exons: 1
Coding region: 1-1671 (556 amino acids)
Molecular function (GO): dipeptidyl-peptidase activity
Source: RefSeq, a predicted model, not a curated record
AUGACAGGAUCGCCAGUAAAGCGCAGCUUCGCAGGAGCCACUCUAGACUACCUCGGAGCCCGCUUCGUCGGCGCCGGCCCCGAAACAUGCAGUUACACCACCCAAGCCAUUCAAAUCCCCCUACGAGACGGUGUUGAACUGGCUGCCGACCUCUACGAACCAGAGCUACCGGACGGCCAAGCACCUGCCGGUCUCAUCCUGAUUCAGUGCUGCUACGGUCGCGGUGCAGGUAUCUCCUUCCUCAACGCCCGAGUCUUCGCUGCUCGAGGCUUCCAAGCCCUCUUCGUAAGCACGAGAGGAACAUAUGGCUCCGGCGGGAUAUUCGAUCCUGGCAGCAAUGAACAGUCUGAUAGUCAAGAUAUUGUGGUGUGGAUGCGUCAGCAGCCCUGGUAUCACGGCUCCUUUGCGACGCUGGGCGCGUCUUAUCUUGGUUACAGUCAGUGGGCACUUUUGCAUGAUCCCCCAGCGGACUGUGUCGCUGCGGUGAUCCCCGUUGGGCCUCAUGAUCAAGCGUGGCAUACGUGGGGCACGGGCUCGUUCCGUCUUGACCGUGCCUCUUGGAGUGAUAUGAUGUCUAAGAAGGAAGACGAGAAGGGCAGUUUCCUCUCGCUGCUGGCUAAUUUACCUGGUUUGAGCUUUUUGCGGUCGCCGGAGCUUGAUCGUGCGGUCGCUGGGCUUCCAUUGGAAGAUAGUUUGAAGAAGUACUUUGGUGACAGGGCUCCGUGGCUGUUCGAGUACUUGCAACAUCCUGAUGUUGAGGAUAUUUACUGGACCUCACGCCGACACCAGAUUGCCCUUGACCGGGCGAAGAUUCCUAUCCUGCUGAUCAGUGGUUGGUACGAUACGUUCACGACGCAGACAAUGCACCAGUUCAAGCACCUGCAUGACCGAGGCGUGGAUGUGAGCCUCAUCGUUGGCCCAUGGACACACGUCCAAGGCUCGGGUCUCCAUUCGACCCCAGACAUGCUAGACUUCCUCGCCGAACGUCUCGCCAAAAAUGGAAAAUACAAGUAUCCGCCAGCUCGCAUCUUUAUCACCGGCUCUGAGGAAUGGCGCUCAAUGCCUACCUGGCCUCCACCGACUCAACCCAAGACGCUAUAUCUACAAGAAAAUAACAGCCUUGCCUUCAAGCAGCCUAUGCAGGACGCAGGCCCAGCAUUCUUCAUCUUUGAUCCCUUGGAUCCUACCCCCAGUAUCGGCGGCAAUCAAAUGUCUGCCGGUGGACGGGUAGACGACAGCGCCUAUGCAGACCGAUCAGACGUGCUAGUCUUCACGAGCGAGCCUCUAUCCGAGGACCUCGAAAUUCUAGGUAUUCCAUCUGUUCAUCUGAUCCAUACCAGUGAUCCGCCCUUCGCAGACCUAUUCCUGCGAAUCAGUGAAGUCGAUGACCGUGGCGUAUCCCAUAAUAUCACAGAGAUGUACAAAGCACUUGAUCCUUCGCGCGAUACCUCUCAGCCUCUUAUUUUGGACUUGCAAGACUGUGCUCAUCGGUUCCGCGUGGGGACGAGAGCGAGACUCAUUGUUGCAGGCGGGUCAUUCCCAAUGUAUGCGCGAAGCCUGGGGACUGCGGAGAAUCGACUGCGGAGUGAUAAGACAGCCCCUCAGAAGCAUACUAUUACUAUUUCUGGCGGGGUGUCGCAGCUUAUUUUGCCGGUAAAUGCUGCUGUCUAA